GAAAGACACCUCCCUCUGCAAGUUAGGUUGCAUUCUACAAUUGCAUUUUUUCACACAUUCACACUCAAAGCGGAUCAAUUCGGAGGAACAGGAACGAACCCAUUAAGACAUUCAGAAGGACAACGAUCACCCCCUAUCUGUUCAUCGUUUGCUAACAAGACUCUCACCCCACGCCUCCCUUUCUCCUGCCGUACCGGCCAUACUGACACUAUAGACUUAACCGCCUAAAGCAGCAUUUGCCUUUAGAAUUUAAACCAUGGAUAAAACGGAGCUUAUUCAGAAAGCAAAGUUGGCCGAGCAGGCCGAGCGUUACGACGACAUGGCUGCGUCUAUGAAGGAGGUGACAGAGAUGGGAUCCGAGCUGUCCAAUGAGGAGAGGAACCUGCUGUCUGUUGCCUACAAGAACGUGGUCGGGGCACGGAGAUCCGCAUGGAGGGUCAUAUCCAGCAUCGAGCAGAAGACCGAUGGCAGCGACAAAAAGCUGGCGAUGGUCAAGGAGUACCGGGAGAAAGUGGAGUCGGAGCUUAGAGAGAUCUGCAACGACGUAUUGGAACUGCUGAGCAAAUAUUUAAUCGAGAACUCCACACAGGCGGAAAGCAAAGUCUUCUAUCUGAAGAUGAAGGGAGAUUACUUCAGAUACUUGGCUGAGGUUGCCUCGGGAGACGACAGGAAAGCAACCAUCGAAAACUCUCAGGAAGCCUACCAGCAGGCCUUCGACAUCAGCAAGAAAGACAUGCAGCCAACGCACCCCAUCCGCCUCGGCCUGGCCCUCAACUUCUCCGUCUUCUUCUACGAGAUUCUCAACUCUCCAGAGCAGGCGUGCUCACUGGCCAAACAGGCUUUUGAUGAGGCCAUCGCAGAGCUCGACACACUGAACGAGGAGUCCUACAAAGACAGCACUCUCAUCAUGCAGCUGCUUAGAGACAAUCUAACAUUAUGGACCUCUGAUAAUGCAGCUGAUGAAGCAGAGGCAGGUGAAGGUGGCGAGAACUAAACCUCUUCCUCACCAGAGCUCAUCUCCCUAUUAAGAGGAAACAGAAGAAAAAAAAACCCUUUUUACACAUCUCCAUUCCUUUUCGCUCCACUUUAAAAGAAAAAAAAAUCUAGCAACUGAAAAAAAAAAAAAAAGCCCAUCAGUACUGGAAAAAG
Messenger RNA from Alosa alosa (allis shad), 1149 nucleotides. RefSeq names its product 14-3-3 protein zeta-like. Gene Ontology annotation, cellular component: cytoplasm. The coding region runs from base 257 to 994 and encodes 245 amino acids. Gene Ontology annotation, biological process: signal transduction. The transcript is spliced from 6 exons. The record is from RefSeq and is a predicted model, not a curated record. NCBI's taxonomy places the organism in Eukaryota, Metazoa, Chordata, Actinopteri, Clupeiformes, Clupeidae.